Ochotona princeps (American pika) is the source of this 1876-nucleotide messenger RNA. RefSeq names its product lipase A, lysosomal acid type (gene LIPA). The coding region runs from base 31 to 1224 and encodes 397 amino acids. The record is from RefSeq and is a predicted model, not a curated record. The transcript is spliced from 10 exons. Gene Ontology annotation, molecular function: sterol ester esterase activity. Lineage: Eukaryota; Metazoa; Chordata; Mammalia; Lagomorpha; Ochotonidae. Gene Ontology annotation, cellular component: intracellular membrane-bounded organelle. Gene Ontology annotation, biological process: sterol metabolic process.
GCGCUUUACCUUCAGAACUUAGUAAUAAAAAUGCAGCUCCUGGCGCUGGUGAGCUGUUUGGUCCUUGGGACACUGCAUUCUGAGGGCUCUAGAAGGAGGCUCACUUCUGUGGAUCCUGAAGUAUACAUGAAUGUGAGUGAAAUUAUCAGUUACCGGGGGUAUCCUGCUGAGGAAUACCCGGUGGAGACCCAAGACGGAUACAUUCUGAGCCUUCACCGGAUCCCUCAUGGGAGGAAGAACCAUACUGACAAAGGUCCACGAACAGUUGUCUUCCUGCAACAUGGCUUGCUGGCAGAUUCCAGUAACUGGGUCACGAACCUUGCCAACAGCAGCCUGGGCUUCAUUCUGGCUGAUGCUGGCUUUGACGUGUGGAUGGGGAACAGCCGGGGAAACACCUGGUCUCGGAAACACAAGACUCUUCCAGUGACAGAGGAUGAGUUCUGGGCUUUCAGUUUUGAUGAGAUGGCCAAAUAUGACCUACCAGCUUCUUUUAACUUCAUAAUGAAUAAAACUGGCCAAGAACAGCUAUAUUAUGUGGGUCAUUCUCAAGGCACCACAAUAGGAUUUAUAGCAUUUUCACAGCUCCCUGAGGUGGCCAAAAGGAUUAAAAUGUUUUUUGCCUUGGCACCUGUGGUUUCACUUGAUUUCUGUACCAGCCCUCUAGCCAAAAUCGGAGAAUUGCCAGAGCCGCUCAUUAAGGACAUGUUUGGGAGCAAGGAAUUCCUACCCCAGAAUGACGUUUUGAAGUGGCUGAGCACUCACGUUUGCACCCAUGUCAUUCUGAAGGAGCUUUGUGCAAAUAUCUUUUUUCUUCUGUGUGGAUUUAAUGAGAGGAAUUUAAAUAUGUCCAGGGUGGACGUCUAUGCAGCGCACUGUCCUGCCGGAACCUCUGUGCAGAAUGUGCUGCACUGGAGCCAGAUUGUUAAAUUGCAGAAGUUUCAGGCCUUUGACUGGGGAAGCAGCGACAAGAAUUAUCUUCACUAUAACCAGAGCGAGCCUCCCAUGUACCGUGUGAAAGACAUGCCCGUGCCCACUGCAGUCUGGAGUGGGGAUCGGGACUGGCUUGCCGACGUCAAGGACAUCAGUAUGCUGCUGACUCAGAUCCCCAAUCUGGUGUACAGCAAACACUUGCCUGAAUGGGAACAUCUUGACUUUCUCUGGGGCUUGGAUGCCCCUUGGCGGGUGUACAAUGAAAUUGUCAGUCUCAUGAGGAAAUACCAGUGAAAGCCAAAUUAAAAAUAACACCAUCCAGUAGGUGAUUAAGGCGUGUGAAAAUCUGCUUGAUGUGUGCACAAAUGCUGGUUUUGCUUUCUCAGGGUGAUCAUGAAUACAGACUUUGUAUUUUUAUAUACAGAAAGCUUGAUAAUGAGGAUUCCUAAUUUUUCUCAUUAGAAAUAGAAGACCCUUAGCCAUUAUUUGUUUAGCCAUGACUGAACAUGAAAUGAGUGCCUCAACUAUUGUGUUGUUCCUCUUAAAUCUUUUCUACAAUACUACUAACUUGUGUAAAGUUCCUUGUAACCAUUUGAUUGUCCUUAUAAUCUAAAGCCUGUGAUGUUGCCUUUUGACCUCCAUACAGAAAGAAAAAAAAAACAUUGGUUGGAAUUACUGAGCUGUGAUGUUUAUAGGCAAAAAUCAUCUGUCAUUGGUUUUAGCUCAGUGUGGAAAAUAUUCAGUUCUCAUCUCCUGCCCUUCACAAACUCGCCAGUAUAAUGGUCUUCUAUGAGGGAUCCAAGUGGCACUUCAUGUGUUUUUGAUCAAACCAGUAAUAUCCCAGCUGUAUUAAUAAUAAAGACCUCAUCAUGAAUUUUAUCAACCCUACAUUUUAGAAAAUGUUUAACUUGCUCAAGGGAAAAUAACUUGCAGGUGUUUUCAAAAA